Messenger RNA from Xyrichtys novacula (pearly razorfish), 646 nucleotides. Lineage: Eukaryota; Metazoa; Chordata; Actinopteri; Labriformes; Labridae. The record is from the annotation of a GenBank genome assembly.
AUGAAGAAAGAGGAGAGUGAGCAAAGACUCAGUCAGAAGAACAACAUCAUGAUCGUUUUUCUCUGGAUAAGCUUCAAUAUUAUUCUGGUUUCAGGUAACGGAAUAGUGAUUCUUUUAAAUUUUUUUCCCCUUUUGGAGUUUGUUUGGUUUAAAAACGUUUGUUUAUUAUCUUUCGAUUUUUGGAUUUAUUUAAAGAUUGUAUAUUGUGGGUGUUUCUGCAGGUUCCUCAGACGGAAAAGAAGUCAACCAGAAGCCGGACAGAAUAUUCAGCAAACUGGGACAAUCAGCCGAAUUAACCUGCAGUCAUAAAAUUGAUACCUACAACCAGAUCUACUGGUACAAGCAGGUGGAGAGCAAAGAGAUGCAGUACCUAGGAUACAUGGUUGGAAAUAAUGGAAAUCCUGAGGAUAAAUCUAAAGUGAAAAUUGAGGGGAACGCAAAUGCAAAUAAAAACUGCACAUUGACAAUUUUAGCGGUGGACCUGCACAGCAGUGCAGUGUAUUUCUGUGCUGCUAGUAUACACAAUGCUUCAUAUCUUUGCUUCUCAAUACAAAAACCCUCUGAUGUUGUGUUUAGUUCAUCUCUGUGUCACAGUUCACCACACCUGUAUCAAAGCGCUGUAACCGUUUUCUUUUCCUCUCCCUGA